Messenger RNA from Mercenaria mercenaria, 2370 nucleotides. RefSeq names its product SPRY domain-containing protein 3-like. The coding region runs from base 105 to 1430 and encodes 441 amino acids. NCBI's taxonomy places the organism in Eukaryota, Metazoa, Mollusca, Bivalvia, Venerida, Veneridae. The record is from RefSeq and is a predicted model, not a curated record. Gene Ontology annotation, molecular function: protein binding. The transcript has 11 exons.
AAACAAGCGUCUGUCAAAUAUAAAGCGCCACCUAUUCAAUUAUUUCCAGUGUUGACAAAAUAUUCUUGGAAAACCGUUCAAAAUUAUGUUUCAUUGAUAAUAUUAUGAACGGAAGAGAUGUUAUAGAAUCUUUACAGGAUUUAAUAACCAUGGAACUACGUGAGGAGAGAAACAUUGCUGUAAACGGCUGGCAUCGUCGUCGUAUGGCAAGGAUCAGGGAUGUUGUUGGACCAGCCCCACGAGAUCUACCAAGACAAGUGAGAUAUGAACGAAUAACAGUUGAUGACGACCACCUUAGUUUUGCCACAAAUGAAUUGAACAAAGUUGGACUGUAUGUGGCAGCAAAACCACUGUCACCAGAAAAUUACUAUUUUGAGAUAGAAAUAGUGGACACAGGACUAAUUACUGCUAUUGGUAUUGGUCUUGUUCCAUACAAAUAUCCAAUGGACUCCCAGCCAGGAUGGAGAGCAUUCUCUGUGGGUUACCAUGCCGAUGAUGGGCAGUUAUUUAAGGCAAGUGGAUUUGGGCGGCCAUUUGGUCCAAAGUGUAACAUUGGGGACAAAAUGGGUUGUGGUAUAAAAUUCAAGAGAAACGAAGAUGAGCGACCACAACCGGAACAGGCUGUUCAGGUGUUCUUUACCAGAAACGGGCAAGAGGUUGGCACAGUAACUGUACCAAAUCCUCCAGGAGGUUUGUACCCGGCAGUAGGUAUGCAUUCAGAUGGAGAAGAGGUGCGGUUAAAUCUGGAUGCAGAGUGGCAGUAUGAGGAACUGGUCCACAUGGCUGUAGACAGCGGGGAGGAGGAGUGGUCAAGAUUACAUGAUGUCAAGUUAAACGGAAUGACCUUAGAGUAUUCUGGUAGAGGAAAAAGCAUUCAUGAUGUUGGUCUCGCACAGGCAAAACAUCCAUUAGAUACAAUGAACCAUUAUUUUGAAAUAGAAAUUAUAGACCCAGGUGAAAGCUGUUAUAUAGCUAUAGGAGUGGCUAGAAGAAAUUAUCCAAAAGAUAGACAUCCUGGAUGGAAUAAAGGAUCUAUAGCAUAUCAUGCAGAUGAUGGAAAAAUAUUUGUAGGGUCUGGUAUAGGUGAUCCAUUUGGUCCAAGAUGUCAUAAAGGUGAUGUGAUGGGAUGUGGUAUAAUGUUCCCACCAGACUAUGACAGUGAAGUAGAUAGUGACUUAUCCCCUGAUGAAAACGAGAGUCCUGACUUCCAGGAGGAACCAUAUCAUUCUUCUGAUUCAGAAGAUGAUGAAUUCUGGGGCGGGAAUAAAGAUUUUGAAUCUGGAACAAAAGUGCAAAUAUUUUUCACAAGAAAUGGGAAAAUAAUAGGAUAUAAACAAAUUAGUAUACCAAAAGGGGGAUUUUAUCCCACUGUAGGAAUGUUAAGUAGUUGUGAAAAAGUUCGAGUUGAUCUCCGACCCCUUACAGGAUAGAUAUGCUAUCUAUCCCUCACUGUGUUGAAAGGUGCAGGUCAAUUUCUCCAGAAAAAAAAAACAUGGAUUUACAGUAAUACAGAUAGCAAUAUAAACAAUGACACAAAAUUACCAGUUAUGGUUCCAACAUUUGCUAUGGCACACAAAUUCCGGUUACUGACACAGCAUCGGCUUCUUGUGGAAAUGCUGAUGUCUAGAUUUUAAAUUGCAGUUUGGAAAACAGUUACAGUAAAUACUGGCAAUUUGUAGCUUCAUGAACAUAAUUUAUUGUAAACUAUCCUGGUUAGAAAUUACAUUGUGUUAAGUACAAAUAAAGAACUACUAAUGUACUUCAUUGGCAGGAUAUACUCAUAAACAGGAACAAUUUUUAGCUCGACUAUUCAUAGAAUAGUAGAGCUAUUGGACUCGCCCAUGCGUCAGCAUCCGCGUCCCGAUUUGGUUAAGUUUUUGUAUGUAAGCUGGUAUCUCAACAACCACUUGUGGGAAUGAAUUGAAACUUCACACACUUCUUCACUGUGAUAAACUGACAUACACUGCACAGGUUCCAUAACUCUAUUUUGCUUUUUUACAAAAUUAUGCCCCUUUUUCGACUUAGAAAUUUUUGGUUAAGGUUUUGUAUGUAAGCUGGUAUCUCAGUAACCACUUGUGGGAAUGGAUUGAAACUUCACACACUUAUUUACUGUGAUAAACUGACUUACAUUGCACAGGUUUCAUAACUCUAUUUUGCUUUUUUACAAAAUUAUGCCCCUUUUUCGACUUAGAAUUUUUUGGUUAAGGUUUUGUAUGUAAGCUGGUAUCUCAGUACUCUGUAAUUGGAAUGGAUUGAAACUUCACACACUUAUUCACUGUCAUGAUCUGACAUGCACAAAGCAGGUCCCAUAACUUUAUUUUGCUCUCUUUCAAAAUUAUGCCCCUUUUUCAACAUAGAAAUUUUUGGUUA